GGAUCAAGUCCACAACCUGGGCAUGUGCCCCGAUGGGGAAUCGAACCACAACCUCCUGGUUCACAAGUCGACGCUCAAUCCCUGAGCCACCAGCCCGGCUGGGAGACCUGGUUUGGGCCAGGCAGACACCAUGUGUGAGACCAGUGCUACUUGCUCAAUCCUCGAGGCUCUGUGAUUGUGCUGUGGGGACCCAGGGCUGGUUUUAGUCAGAAGCAACCUACACACCUUGCAGAUUAUGGCUGACCAGAUUGUGUUUGCCCAAACAAAGGCAGACCCUGCAGUUUUUAGACAAUUCUUGAAGCACCCAGUUCUGCAGCCAGUGAGGCCUCUAGGAGAUCUGUGUUAGUUCCCUCAUAUACAUACACAGUUGUCCAUGAAAUUUGGGGCAGGACUAACGUCUUUUCUCCACGCAACCGUUUGGAAGGUCACUGAGAAGAGCUGGGAUAAGUCUCCUGCUAAAAAGCAAUGUUGUAUUUACAAGCGAAAGAGGAAAUCCGGUGCUUCUCCUUGAAUUUGCUGAGGGUCGAGGGGUUUCUGGAAUCGUUUGGGCAUCUUGGGCCAUUGUUCACGAAAAGGUUGGAAGGUGUGUGAAGUCCAGAUCUCCAAGCUUCCUCCCGCAGGGAAAGGGGGCCCUUCUGUGCCUACGAUUUUUGUGGGCUUCAAGUUUUGGGGGGGAAACAAACACAAACGCUCCUCCCCGCGACGGGCGGGGCGAGGCCGAGGCGACGCACCAAUCAGAGCACGCCCUGCCCUAUAUAAGGCGUGAGGGCGGGCCUUCCCUCUCACCGCGCUUGACCCGCCUCCCUGGCUCUCACCUGCGGCCCUUCUGCCCUGGGAUGUCCGAGACGGCCCCUGUGGACCCGGCUGAGCCCUGCCCAGCUUUCAUGGCGAAGCCGAACAUCAAGAAGCGCGGGAGGAAGCAGGUGGUGGGCCUGGCGGGCGUGAACCGCAAGACUCCGAGCCCGUCGGUGUCCAAGGUGAUCACGGAGGCCCUGUCGCUGUCCCAGGAGCGGGCGGGCAUGUCGCUGGCCGCGCUCAAGAAGGUGCUGGCGGCCGCGGGCUACGACGUGGACAAGAACAACAGCCGCAUCAAGCUGGUGCUCAAGAGCCUGGUGAGCAAGGGCACCCUGGUGCAGACCAAGGGCACCGGCGCCUCGGGCUCCUUCCGGCUCAGCAAGAAGGCGCCGGAGCUGGUCAAGGUCAAGAAGGCCGCCUCCGCCAAGAGCAAGAAGCUGGUCUUGUCCAGGGAGUCCAAGUCCCCCAAGGGCUCCAGCGCCAACAAGCGAGCUCCGAAGCCGAGGGCGUCGGCGUCUCCGAAGGCCGCCCGAGGCGUCAGGAAGGCGGCCGGGCCCAAAGGCAGGCCCCCGCGCAAGAGCCCGGCCAAGGCCGAUAGGCCCACGGCCGGGAGGCCCAAGGGCUCCCAGCAGAAGGCCAAGCCCAGGAAGGCAGCCUCUAAGAAGUAAAAGGCCGGUCUUCAAAAAGCAGUGAAGGCACAAAGGAAACCCAAAGGCUCUUUUAAGAGCCACCCAAGUCGUAGGAAAAUGGCGUAGCACUGGGGGCUGCUGGGAGCUCGGGGCGUCCAGGCCAACCUCU
Messenger RNA from Pipistrellus kuhlii (Kuhl's pipistrelle), 1593 nucleotides. Its product is annotated as histone H1t. Gene Ontology annotation, molecular function: structural constituent of chromatin; double-stranded DNA binding; nucleosomal DNA binding. Gene Ontology annotation, biological process: chromosome condensation; nucleosome assembly; negative regulation of DNA recombination. The record is from RefSeq and is a predicted model, not a curated record. Gene Ontology annotation, cellular component: nucleosome; nucleus. The transcript has a single exon. Bases 837 to 1463 code for a protein of 208 amino acids. Lineage: Eukaryota; Metazoa; Chordata; Mammalia; Chiroptera; Vespertilionidae.